Molecule: messenger RNA, 1009 nt
Organism: Pichia membranifaciens NRRL Y-2026
Lineage: Eukaryota; Fungi; Ascomycota; Pichiomycetes; Pichiales; Pichiaceae
Exons: 1
Coding region: 43-870 (275 amino acids)
Biological process (GO): rRNA processing; ribosomal large subunit assembly
Cellular component (GO): nucleus
Molecular function (GO): 3'-5' exonuclease activity; nucleic acid binding
Source: RefSeq, a predicted model, not a curated record
GUGUUUACCACCAAACACAUACGACCACCACAUUCAUCCAUCAUGUCGAGCAACUGGCUGAAGCUUUUGCAGAAGCAGAAACAGAAGCAGAAGCAGCAAGAGCAGAAACAGCCCGCAGCAAAGGACGACGUCUCGUCGCAUCGCCAUAGCAAGAGUGCUGCUGCCGGCUGCAGCAGCAGGAAAAGCCAGGGCAGAAAGGCCCCGAAAAGCGUGGUGACCAUGAGGACGCCGUUGACGAAAAUAGCCCGGGACCAGGCAGAGGCAAAGGUCGAGGCCGCACACAAGGCGCAGGCCCUCAGGAAGGCCCUGGUGCUCUCACAGCCGCUCUCGGACCGCCAGCAGGAGGUAGGGAAGUACCUAGCCAUGGACUGCGAAUUCGUCGGAGUUGGGCCAGGAGGCGUGCAGUCCGAGCUGGCACGUGUUUCGAUCGUGAACUUCCACGGUCAUGUCAUUUACGAUGAGUACGUCAGGCCGAAGGAGAAAGUCACCGAUUGGCGAACGUUUGUCAGUGGUAUAAGGCCUUCGGACAUGCACAAGGCAAUCACGUUCGACCAAGCACAGCGAGAUGUCGCACAACUACUGAAGGACAAAGUUCUUGUCGGGCACGCUAUCCACCACGACUUAGAGGCUCUUUACUUGACCCACCCAAAGCAUUCCAUCAGAGACACAGCAAAACACACUCCUUUCAAAACGAAAUAUUCCAAGGGUAAGACCCCGGGUCUCAAGAAGUUGGCCCAGGAAAUCUUGGGUCUCGACAUCCAGUCGGGCGAGCACUCUUCCGUCGAAGACGCAAGGGCUACCAUGCUCAUCUACAAGAGUGAUAGAAAAAGUUUUGAAGAGAAGGUAAGGCCCACUUAUCAUAAUAAAUGAGAACUGCUCUGUACCUUUCUUUUUGGUUUUUCUUUUCAGAAAUUUCUUUUCAAUUCGUUAAUAAAUACUUUUAUACAACUGUACUAGUCAUCUUUCCAUAAAUAUAGACAUCUUUAUUCAUACGUACAUCUUUGCAGAG